Rattus norvegicus (Norway rat) is the source of this 1579-nucleotide messenger RNA. It is a transcript of the gene Zfp597, whose product is annotated as zinc finger protein 597. Gene Ontology annotation, biological process: regulation of DNA-templated transcription. Bases 299 to 1558 code for a protein of 419 amino acids. NCBI's taxonomy places the organism in Eukaryota, Metazoa, Chordata, Mammalia, Rodentia, Muridae. The record is from RefSeq and is marked validated. The transcript is spliced from 3 exons. Gene Ontology annotation, cellular component: nucleus.
GGAGCAUGGGAGCGUGGGAGUUUUGUGGUGGCCUCCGCCUCCUUUGUAGCGUCUCGGCUGGGCGUGGCUUCAUGCUGCUUCUGCCGGGUUGGGCGAGGCUGUCAGUGCUCCCGGGCUGGUGAGUGGCCGCUUCAAGGCUGUUUUGGAGAAAGAAGCCUUCACCUCAGAUUCUCAAAGGAGCUUGAAGGUUCCGAGGAGCCUGAGGGUGGAGUGGAAAGGCCUGGCAGCGGAGUUGGAGACUCUCUGCUCGAAGUGUUGUCCCAACGUAGGGACUUGAAGGAGCCCUUCGUUUCCCCAGAUGGCGUCCACGCUCCCCACAUCCGAUGAGCAGGGACCACUGCUCUUUGAAGAUCUGGAUGUGUAUUUUUCUCAAGAGGAAUGUGUGAGUCUGCACUCUUCCCAGAAGACCCUCAGCAGAGAAGCCCCGUUGGAGUCUUUUGAGGAUUUGAACUUGACAGGGGAAGACCGGACUGAGACCAGUCAGAAGUUAAGCCUAGAGCCUCUAGAACUUGAAGAGCUGUCCCUAGAAACGUACUCCACUGCUGUACCCCUUGUCCGCUACUUAGAGCAGCCUGAGGAGGAUGUUGAAGUACAUGAAAGGAAAAUGUCAGGCGGAACUUUGACUUGCAAGACCAAGCUUGUAAACCUCUUGGUUACUAUUGACAACCAAACUCCAUUAGAAGAGUUAUCUCAGUGUUUAGGAGUCAAAACACUUUCAGAUAUUAUUGAAGUUCCCUGGGAAGAAGCCAAAAAUGUGUUCCAGUGUCCUGACUGUGACCAAAGCUUCAGUGAUAAUACAUACCUUGUUUUGCAUCAGAAAAUUCAUUCAAGAGAGAGAAAGUAUAAAUGUGGUACCUGUGAGAAGACCUUCAGUCACCGAACCAACCUGAAGACACACAGGCGAAUCCACACCGGAGAGAAGCCUUACAAGUGUACCGAGUGUGCUGCCAGCUUCCGACAGCAGUCACACCUGACCCGGCACAUGAAUAGCCAUUUAAAGGAGAAACCAUACACAUGUAGUGUAUGUGGGAGAGGUUUUAUGUGGCUCCCCGGAUUGGCAGAACAUCAGAAGAGUCAUACUGAUACGGAGUCUUACGAGAGUGCUGACCAUGAUCAGGAAACAAGUCUGGCUUUGCCUGAAGAAAGAGGCUCUUCAGACACACCAUCCCAGCACGCACAGUGUGUGGGGACCUCGGAGCAGCCCUCAGAGCCUGCUCUCCCCGACAAAGACAACCAUAAGGAGAAUGCUAAACACUGCAGCAUCGAUGAUGAAGACUUCUUUUCCUUCUCCAGAUUCAAACCCUUACAGUGUCUUGAUUGUGACAUGACUUUUCCUUGUUUCUCGGAGCUUGUCUCUCACCAAACCAUCCACGACAUGGAGAAAACUCAUAAGUGCAAAACAUGUGCAAAGACCUUUGCUUUAGAGUCCGACCUCGCGAGUCACGAGAAGAGCCACAGAAGAGAGGAGCCCUUUAAAUGUACAGUGUGUGGGAAGAGCUUCAGAGUAAACGUGCAGCUCAUCGCUCAUAAACGAACCCAUAGGAGAAACAGCAAGUAAAUACAGGCUUUUGCUACUGUU